AUGACUAAUGAUAAUGCAACCGAAUUAUUAUAUGUAGGAGGAAUUGAUGAAACAAUAGACGAAAAGAGUUUGUAUGACAUUUUUUCAUCGUUUGGUGAUAUAAGAAACAUUGAAGUGCCUAUAAACAUUGUUACAAAAAAAAAUAGAGGAUUUGCAUUUAUAGAAUAUGUAGAAAAGGAUGAUGCUAAGCAUGCCUUAUAUAACAUGAAUAAUUUUGAAUUAAAUGGAAUGAAAAUUUAUGUGAACUAUUCCAAAAAUAAGAAAAUGGAACAACAUAAGCCAGUGUGGAUAGACGAUCUGUAUAACCAGGAAAAAAUGAAGCUACUGGAAGAAGAAGAAGAAGAAGAAGAAGAAGAAGAAAAAGAAGAAAAGAAUUCAAGUCAUGUGGAAAACAUAGAAAAUGAUAUCACUGAUAAAUGA
Plasmodium gonderi is the source of this 420-nucleotide messenger RNA. RefSeq names its product putative RNA bainding protein. NCBI's taxonomy places the organism in Eukaryota, Apicomplexa, Aconoidasida, Haemosporida, Plasmodiidae. The transcript is spliced from 4 exons. The record is from RefSeq and is a predicted model, not a curated record. Gene Ontology annotation, molecular function: RNA binding. Bases 1 to 420 code for a protein of 139 amino acids.